Molecule: messenger RNA, 1559 nt
Organism: Aspergillus welwitschiae
Lineage: Eukaryota; Fungi; Ascomycota; Eurotiomycetes; Eurotiales; Aspergillaceae
Product: Zn(II)2Cys6 transcription factor domain-containing protein
Exons: 4
Coding region: 1-1470 (489 amino acids)
Biological process (GO): regulation of DNA-templated transcription
Molecular function (GO): zinc ion binding; DNA-binding transcription factor activity, RNA polymerase II-specific
Source: RefSeq, a predicted model, not a curated record
AUGGUUUACAGAGGAAAGCCCAGUCCAGGUUGUGCUUUAUGCCGGAAACGGCGCCUAAAAUGCGACCAGGAGAGACCUGCAUGCUCCCAAUGUCUGCGGAUAGGUCAAGAAUGCCCCGGAUACCAAGACCCCCAAGCCCUUCGCGUCUACGAUCAGACGGCCGCUGUAACCACCAAGGCCUUGGCCCGGGCUGCCAGUACCCGCAAGGCGGCUCGAUCCCCCACUGCAGAGAAGUCGAAGACACCGCCGUUGAUUGCAGGGCCCACCAACAUUCAAGAGCAAGCCAUGUCUCACAUCUUCAAGUAUUAUGUCGGCACUAGUCAGAACCCCGGCAUCCUCUGCUACUUGCCGGAUUUGCUGCGCACGGGCCCCUCGGAUGCACUUCAAGCCACCAUGAAAGCCAUAGGGCUGGCAUGCAUGUCGAGGGUCUACCACUUGCCUGAGCUGGCGCGAUCGGCUGCGGAGGAGUACAGCAAGGCCUUGCGGGCCACCAAUGCGAGUCUCCAGGAUGCAGUAUCAGCUACUUCUGACUGCACUUUGGGGGCCGUGGUCACGCUGAGUAUGUACGAGAUUAUUUCGGGCCAAUCACAGAUGAUGGCCGCUUGGCUAAAUCACGCCCGAGGAGCGUUGAAGCUUCUUGAGUUACGAGGAAGGAAGCAAUUCGAAUCAGCAGCUGGGCGGCGCCUCUUUAGCAGCACACGCCUACAGAUUGCUAUGAUCAACAUAUUCUUCAGGACGAGCUGUCAUCGCUCGCCAACGAUAGCUGCAUUAUCAAAAUAUGCAAAAUCCGUUGGUGAUGCUGAUGCUCAGACAGUCGAAGACUUUUAUGACAUUUUAGUCACAUUCAACGAUCACUCCAUAAAAGUAAAGGAGACCUAUAACAACACUGGCUUCCGCGGAAACAUCGCACCGUUAAUCAAGGAAGCCCUCGACCUUGACGCCGACUUAGUCUCAUGGGCGACUUCCCUAAGCCCAACCUGGCAGUAUUCAACGACCAGCACCCCACUGCCAUUCUCACACUUCCGUAGCCACGACACGAAAUAUCACGUAUAUCCGAGCAUCGACAACGCAGUGUACUGGAACCACUAUCGCCAAGCGCGGAUCAUUCUCCACGAGAUGGUCCAAGCAAUGUGUCUCCAUCAAGCAACUCCUGAUUCACCGCAGAUCAUGCACCAGUCCAUCUCUAUCAAUAAACAAUUGGCAGAGGAUAUCUGCGCUAGUGUCCCUUAUUUCUUCACCUCAGGCGAAGCUGCCCUUGGGGCCGUCGCGCGAUUGCCAUGGCCUUUGUACCUUGCCUCUGAUUGUGCGGGUGUUUCGCCUCAGACGAAGGACUGGAUUAUGCAGAUACUCGAUCUUAUUGCAACGUCUACAGGCGUGCAGCAGGCGCGUAUCUUGUCGCAAUUUGUCAAAACGGGCAAUCACAGCUAUUUGUUGAUUCCUGGGAAGCCGAAAAGAGUCGUUGGUAUAUAGGUGGGGAGCGGGUCUCCAUAGGUUGUUGGUCUUGCAUAUGAUUCAAUCUUUAGUACUGCUUAGUUGCAACCUUCACAAGCAGCUCGUAG